Molecule: messenger RNA, 1923 nt
Organism: Didymodactylos carnosus
Lineage: Eukaryota; Metazoa; Rotifera; Eurotatoria; Philodinida; Philodinidae
Source: the annotation of a GenBank genome assembly
AUGAAAGGGAGGGGGGAAACUACUUGCAUUGCAUCAUAUUUAUCAGAAUCAGGAUUUGUCCAUUCAGCCUAUUUAUUUGGACUUGAAAGUCAUAUUGCUCAAACAUCAAUUAAUGGAAGCAUUGUACCACCAGGUGCUUUACUCUCACUUAUACAAAAAGGGUUAUAUUAUACAGAAGCAGAAUUGUCAAUCGGUGAUGAAGGACAAGAACGUGCGUUUGAAACACUUAGUCUUAUUGAUGCAGUAGUACCCGAAACUAUCGAGACCCGUCGAAAAGAAAUUCUAAACCAAAAUCAGAAUGUUAAACAAGAGAAAUCAAAUACUUCAUCAUCAACAGUCACAAACGCAACAGCAAGUACUACAUCUCCAACUUCGUCACCACAAACCUCCACAACACUCACGGUUACACCCUCUUCCACUACAAUUACUUCAACAAAUAAUGAAAACAGUAGUAGGUCGUACAUUAAUAGUUCGAUAAGAUCGACUAUCGAUCAUUCGACUCCCAAUGGAACAUCGAACUAUAAUAAUUCCAUUGAAGCAUCGUCGUCUAAUAUAUCGUCUAAUAAUACGUCACAAACUUCUUCAUCGUUGUCGUCAACAUUACGACCGUUUAUGCAUAUAACGAACACGUCGCCAAAACCAACAUCAUCGCCUCAUAUUCCAUCGUCGACAAGUUCAACACAUUAUGCAAAUAGUAGUAUGGCAAAUGGAACAGAACAUUAUCACAUGGAUAAUCAUAUAACAGUGGCAAAACCUGAACCAAUGGAUUAUGACUCUAUUCAUCAAACAAAUUCAAGAAAUUCCACAACUCCUACCUCCAUCGUUACAACUGGAGGUCUUAUGAACGGUAUCGAUAUUCCACCAAAUCGUGUUACCGUGUUACGUGGACACGAAUCAGAAGUAUUUAUAUGUGCAUGGAACCCUACGCAGGAUCUAUUAGCAUCUGGCUCGGGUGACUCAACAGCUCGAAUAUGGAAUCUAAUGGAACCUAAAUCACAAGAAAUGGUGUUAAGACAUUGUAUACGACGAGGAGAUACACAAGUACCAAGUAAUAAAGACGUUACAUCAUUAGACUGGAAUCCAUCUGGAACACAACUGGCAACAGGGUCAUACGAUGGCUAUGCUCGUAUUUGGUCCACGGAUGGCACUCUAGUCAGUACAUUAGGGCAACAUAAAGGACCAAUAUUUGCAUUAAAAUGGAAUAAAAAAGGAAAUUAUAUAUUAUCAGCUGGUGUUGAUCGAACAACAAUUAUAUGGGACUCCAGUUCUGGUUCAUGUGAACAACAGUUUUCUUAUCAUCAAGCACCUGCAUUAGACGUUGAUUGGCAAUCUGAUACGGCAUUUGCAUCAUGCAGUACCGAUCAAAGAAUACACGUCUGUCAAUUAGGAUGUGAUAGGCCGAUAAAAACAUUCUAUGGACAUCAAAAUGAAGUAAAUGCUAUUAAAUGGGAUCCUCAGGGACGAUUAUUAGCAUCCUGCUCAGAUGAUAUGACACUCAAAAUUUGGACAAUGAAUAAAGAUACACCAUUACAUAAUUUACAAGCUCAUAAUAAAGAAAUUUAUACAAUUAAAUGGAGUCCUACGGGACCUGGAACGUUGAAUCCAAAUGCACCAUUACUAUUGGCGAGUGCGUCUUUUGAUUCAACUGUUCGUCUAUGGGAUGUUGAGCGUGGCAGUUGUUUACAUACAUUAAUGAAACAUUCAGAACCAGUUUAUUCAGUUGCAUUUAGUCCUGAUGGAAGAUUUUUAGCCACGGGAUCAUUUGACAAAUGUAUUCAUAUUUGGGAAAUACAGAGAGGAGACAUUGUGCAUAGUUAUCGUGGCACAGGUGGUAUAUUUGAAGUUUGUUGGAACAGUCGAGGAAAUAGAGUAGGAGCCAGCGCAUCAGAUGGAACAGUGUGCGUACUUGAUUUAAGGAAAUAA